This is a messenger RNA of Dunckerocampus dactyliophorus (ringed pipefish), 1848 nucleotides long. Its product is annotated as heterogeneous nuclear ribonucleoprotein C-like. NCBI's taxonomy places the organism in Eukaryota, Metazoa, Chordata, Actinopteri, Syngnathiformes, Syngnathidae. The coding region runs from base 106 to 729 and encodes 207 amino acids. The transcript is spliced from 7 exons. The record is from RefSeq and is a predicted model, not a curated record.
UACACUGACUCAGUAGUAUCUCAGCAGUCAGUCAGACGCACAAGCAAUAGAGGUCCUCAGCGAGCAUCGUUAAUCUCAGCCGUCUGCUUGCUUCGCAUCCCUGAUAUGACCCUGUUCAGCCCAAGAUACAUGAGCAUGAAUGGAGAACUCAAGUCAAGUCGCUCCAGGGCACCGAACAAACGGUCCAGCAACAGCACUUACGGCACUGAGCUGGACCUGGACUAUGACAGCUACGAUGACUACUAUGACAGGGCGUAUGACUACCAGCGUGUCCCAGCAUCCAUGUCUCCUCUGCCCUCAAUGGGACCCAGCCUGUCCAAACGCUCCCGCUCUUCCUCCUACUCGUCCUCAAAGCAUAGACGCAGUCGAGACAGAACCCACUCCAAAAGUUCCAGAGCCCAGUCUACUAGUUCCUCCACAUCUAAGUUGGGCAUGGAGGAGUUGCAGGUGAUUAAAAAGGAGCUGACUCUGAUAAAGACACAAAUCGAUGGACUGCUUGACAGCCUUGACAGGAUGGACACACACAAGACUGACCACAAAGGUUCCCCUUUACGGGAGGAAAGUCCAGCUUGCUCAAUGUAUGCCAGCAGUCCAGAACAUUCCCUCUCAUCCCUCUCCCCACCCAGCUCCCGCCAUCGAAUCCACAGGGAGAGCUCUGUCCAAAGGGGACCUGAUGACGAGCAUCACAUGAUGAGCAAUCACAACUUGGGCCCUGAAGAGGAAAUAUGAGGCUUGAGGAAGACAGCGUGACAAAAAUGAAGUGCCAAAUGUUGAGGAGGAAGAAGAGCAAACUAUCAAGCCAACAUCUUUAUUCUAAGCUCCACUGGGAGUGCACAUAUCAAAUGAAAAUGUAAAAUUGACUACCGUUGGGGUUCUGUAUCUGCAUUUUUUGUGAGGAAAAACCUGAACGCAAAUUAAAAUAUACACCAAGUAUUCAUACUUAGACCAGCAGGAAGGAGUUCAAUCUUAUUCCCCGAGUAGCAGUGAAGGACAUCUGGAGGCAGAAUCCUGCGUCCGUAUGCAUUCCUAUUGUACUGUACCUGUGUAUUUGCAUGAACACAAAGGCUCCAGCAAUAAUCCAGAUAUUGCCGUGUUUAGGAGGUUAAUCCAAAUGACAAAUUGGGCUCCCCUGAUCAGAGCAUUGUGCAAACUGAUAGUCAUUUCUGUUCAUCACAGAGUUGAAUGUGACAUGUGAUGAUGAGAUCGUACAUAGUUAUUUAUGUAUUGCUAAAAGUGCAAGACUGUUUCUGCUGCCUAAUCUGUUUUACUCGAGCAAAAAAAAAAUGGUUUAAAAGGGUUACACUUUUACAGUUUUAACAGAAUGAGGGAUACUGAAUAAGCACAGGCUGUUGAAAAUCAUGUGUAAACCUCACUAACAGUACAUCUUAGUAUUUUCAGAAUGCAGUAUGAAUGUACAGUUUACAUGGGAAUCAAUUCUAUCACUUCAUACAUUGAAGCUAUCAGACAUACUGUACUAUUAUCAAUAUUGGUCAGUUACUCUGCAUUUGACCGAGACAGAGAGAGAGAGAGAAAGAGAGAAGUUGUAUCAUUCUGUAUGUGUUAGUAUGCCAUUAUAGUACCGGUACUUAGAAUGAAUAAGAAUGCUGCAACUCUCUUCCACCAUGAUGUUGGCACUAAGCUGUGCAGAAACCCGGGUCGGUGUGUAAUAUUGUGCAUUAUUGUAAACUUAACUGUAAGUGGUCAGCUGUCUAAUUUCACUUUUUUCAAAAGAAACCUACAAAUCAAUGUUAAGUCAUUUUGGUGUUUCAUGUUUUUGUUGGCAUUCUUGAAAUGACCCAAGUGGAAAUACUCAUUGUCACUAGUAAAGGUAUUUUCAUACUGACUACA